AUACCUCAAAAUUUAUUUGUUUCUUAUUAAUUAGUUCUUAAACGUAUAAUUUUCAUUCAGUUUCAGUUUUCAUUUUAAAAAUGUUGCUGUACAUUUAAAGUUUUAAUUUUUCUGAUCACUUUUACUUUUUUAUCUCAUGAUUUUACUUUGGUGAGUCAAACAUUUUGGUUUGUUAAGCUGGUGUUGGUCUGAGUGACGUAAAUUUCACCAUCAAAGGCCUUCACACCAAUUUGUUUAUGAGUGUAAGGACAUUCAGUAACUGCAUAACUCCCUUAAAACAAAUGUAAAAACUGAACUAUCGAGUUAAUGUCAUGCAGCAGCCCCUCACUGUAGUCCUUACCAGAUAAAAACUCCUGAAUGAAGCAUGGAGGGCAUGGAAAGAGGAAGAGGAGGCUGAAGUAGGCGAACACAGAGACUCCACGCCCCAGACGUUUCUUUCUUCCUGCUCAUCCAUGCGUGUUUAAAUUCCUCUGCACGGGUCUGAGCAGUGGCGUGGAAGAUUGCUGCCUCACAGAAACAAACACACAUGCGCCCCACUAACAUCAGACCCAGCAGCUCGCCACAGGACACGCAUGUGACACUCCAGCACGGAUCCGGCUUAUCCAUGAAGAAUGAAUCAAACACACGUGUUCUGCUGUUUUCAAUGUUCAGGUCUGCUGCUUCCUCGUGAAUCAUGUCUUCCUCCUCGUCCUCCUCCUCUUCCUCGGAGCUGCCCUACUUCUGUCCUCGCUGCGGUGAUGGGUUUCGGUUCUCAUCUGUAACUGAGCUCCGGGCGCACCUGGUCAGCCGACACACCUACGAGACCCUGCUGGUGCUCUCCCAGGCUCGGGUCAGAAGCUCCAGAACCAGUUCUCUCCUCCCACUCCCUAGCCCAGCUGUAUCCCAGAGUCAGAGCCCUUCUCUGGACAUGGAACAUCAAAGCUUGCCCCUGCCACUGGCCUGCUUGGACCUCGCCUCAUCGUCUGCCUCCGUCCAACUGCUCAGGGAGAUGUUUGGUGCUUCCGAUUGCCCUCUGCCUUCUUCUACAGUACAUUCAGAAGGCCCCUCCACCGCUCUGGCCCUUCCUGGAUCUGUGGAUCUGUUUGCUGGGAAGAACCUCGGCGAGGUGGGGGUCCAGCUGGGCUUGGUGGAGAUUGGGCUGGAGGAGCGACUGGGGCUCGGGCUGGAUCAUAAAAUCGCCCGGACGUUCGCGGAGGUUGAGGAGAGGGUGAACCGACGCAUGGGCCGACUGAAAGUGGAGCUACAGAGGAGAGAGAUGGAGCUACAACGGGCGAGGCGAGACAAGGAACGACUCAGGAGUGAGAAACAGGAAGUGGAAGAGAAAGCGGCCUACCUGUCCCGACAGGUCUCAGCUGCCAUGGAGAUGAUGGAGAAAUUAAAGAAAGAUCUUACAGGGAAAGAGAAGGAGCUGAGCAAACAACAACAGGAGAUGGUGGACAUUGAGUAUUUUUUGAGGGAGACGGCAGAGAAAGAGGCCAAAGCCAAAUCCAGGCUGCAGAUGUUCAUUGAGACACUGCUGGAGCGAGCAGAUCGCGCAGAGAGACGGCUCCUGAUGCUUGGCUCGCACGAACAUCGUAACCUCUUCCCAGACAGUGACGGGUAUGCGUACACCGAGCCCUAUGUGCUCACGGAGGUUUACGAACCCGCACGGAGCCGAGGGGGACGCAGUCUGGAUGGCAGCACUGAUGACAUCAUUGCAAAUAAGAUGCAGGAAACCAUCGGAAACAGGAGGAGUUAUAGCGUGUCGAGCUCCUACAGGCUGGGAGAGCAGCUGCAUGGACACCAUCACUACAGUGGUCUCGCUGGACGAAUGCGAACCUCGUCACUGGGUUCAGGGGGGUGGAACUGCGAGGCGGCAUCAACCCAUCUCCAUCCAAAGCCCUACGCCCAACCCUGGACUCAACGAGAGAGAGGAGAAGAUGGGAGGAGGGAGAGGUUCUGGGCUGCAGAAGAGGGAUGGGGGAGAACGUGGAACAAAAGAAACUUUCGUCACCACAGCACCGAGGAGGAAGACGAGGAGGAAGAGGAGGAAGAGGAGGGACUGUGGAGCAGUGCUGAGAUGAGGAGACUCAUCUUUGCCAGGACACACACACCUGGAUCAGAUACCUCCUCUUCCGUCCGCUCCACACCCUCCCGUUGCUUUGGUGACAGACAGCUGGUAGCAGACACCCUGCGGCUGAGGGCGGGCCUUUUUUGCAUCUUCCCAUAUUUGGACGUGCAUUCUUUGCUGCGUGCAGCCGAGGUGUGCUCUGAUUGGCGGUUCGUUGCCAGGCACCCUGCUGUUUGGACACGCCUCCAGCUGGAGAACGCCAGAGUGUCUACAGAGUUCCUGACGACGCUGUCACAGUGGUGCACUCAAACUCAGUCUGUGGUGUUCAGCAACCUGAAGCCUCGAAGUCGUCGAGCCAACGAGACGCGAGAGGACUACCACAGAAACAUACGAGGGAGUGUGGAGCCCGGGGUGGAGGCCCUGCUGCGGUCAGCAGGGGGCAGCCUGCUCCACCUGUCUAUCUCUCAGUGUCCCCACAUCCUCACCGAUAGGACACUGUGGCUGGCCAGCUGCUACAGCAGGAACCUGCAGACGCUCACAUACAGGAGUUCAUCAGAUCCUCUCGGUCAGGAGGUUCUCUGGGCUUUGGGUGCUGGAUGCAGGAGCAUCACCAGCCUGCAGGUGGCGCCUGCUCAUCCCUGCCAACAGCCAACUCGUUUUGGUAACCGCUGCUUGCAGACAAUUGGCCGCUGCUGGCCACACCUCCGCUCUCUCAGUGUGGGCGGAGCUGGCUGUGGAACUCAGGGGUUGGUUGCUGCUGUACGCAGCUGUACUCAGCUACAGGUGCUGGAGUUGGAACGUAUUACUGACCUCGGCCUGCAGGCGGCGACAGAGCUGUGUAAAGCUGGACUGAAGAAGAACCUGCAGACAUUGAUCUUGACACAUACGCCUGUGAGCGGUCAGGCCAUCCUGCACUUCCACAGUGAGUGUGAGAACAUCAGGUCUAUCAUUGUUGAGGUCUCUGCGUCAGAUUACUUUGAAGAACCGGACACUGAGGAAGCACAACACCUGUUUGGAGAGAUUCUCAGUACACUGAAGGUUCUUCAGACGCGCCCUGGUCUGAGUGACGUCCUGCGGGUUAAAGCCGACAGUUUCUCCUGACCUCAACGCAAACUGUUUUCUUUUAUACGUGAGAACGUCUAAAUCUGGGUUUUGUUUUUUUACCUGAAGCCAUCAAUCUUUCCCUGAACUAAUGUGUGCAAUAUUUACUACACACUGGCCCAAACUGUUUACCUACCUGUAGCUUGAUUUAUUUAAAAAAAGAAAAAGAAUAAAAGAUAUUUAAUGUGUUUUUAGGAAUCUAGGCUAAAAUAAACCACACUGAUCUCUUAAUGUCUGUGCUAAACCCAUGCAAAGCAGUCAAGUCCCAUGGCAUCAAAUACUGCCACUCCAUCAGAUGCCGCUGUUGUCCUAUUGAUAGGUUUCCUUUGGCUUCAUUGCCCUGACAUAUCUAACAAUCCUCUUUUAAAGCUACUUAUUUCAAAAAUAGUUUCAAUCCUUCAAAAUCAAAUUAAAGCUGAAAAGCUCAACAGAACUAAACACUGUGUUAAAGAAAAAGUUUUGUGUAAUACCACUGUAUACCCAAAGAGAGUGCAGCGACUCGGUGGAGACUUUUUUAACCAGAAAAAUGAUUACAGUUAUAUAAGAAAAAAAAACCUCUCAAGGAAAUUGGGGUUGCUAAAAAGAAAUUAGUUAGCUGUAGGCACAGAAAACUACUUGGUCAAGUUUGUUUUUGUUUUUUAAAAAAAGGCAAUAAGUAUGGCCUUAUGUUAAAAAAUUAUGUUUAAAUGGCAUGAUACAAAAGGGUCCUUCACAAGCGUCAAUACAUGAAGAACAAACACCAAUUGUCAUUUUAUCUUUGAGAUGCCACUGGCUAAAAAAAUGGCAGUAUUUGGAACUCUGAGAAUGAGAUUGGGCUAAUCAAGUGCAUCUUAAAGCUUUUAAAAUCUAUUAAUAAUACAAAUAGGACAGGCAAAGUGGCAAUCAGGCUCUUAAAAUCUUGAUCUAACCCCUGCUCACUCCAAAAGACUAAAAUUCAAAAAGUACAUCUGAGGUUUCAUAUUCUCUUAAGUUUUAAUUUUCCUGCAGGUCUUUUUUUAUUAUGAACAGCUUCUAACAUUAAAAAAUAGGACUUAAAAUAAUUGUAUGAGUCAAUCAUUGAGUGAAAUGGAAAGACAAGACCUCAAACUAAAAUCUUGAUCCUUUAACUUUUACUUAAACGUGUGAAUAAGAACUUUUUCUACCAUAGUGACCUCUUUUUUUAGCACUCUUUCUCCUCACGAAUCUUAGAGCCCUUUAACUUUUAUUCAUCUCUUCUAUUUUUGCAAUAACUCAGACCUCAGCAAAGUCGAGGCACCUCUAAAAAACCUUUAUUUACCCUCAUCAAACAGAACAUCGUUGUUCUGCGAAAAAAAAAAAGCCAUACUUGUUGUAUUGAAGUAAUCAAAACCUUUAGUCUUACCUCAAGUUUUAACAGAACCCUUGUUCUUUAUUUUUACCUUAAAAAUAAGCACAAAAGCACACAUGCACAAAGACUUUUUGCACAAGCAAGCAGGGCGCAUUGAAUUAUGCACCAAAGACAUCAGUCGAACAAUCAUUGAAUCAACCUGUCAGUGAGAACUGCAGAUGUGUUGAUUCAAAAAUGUGUCUUUUAGCAACCCCUAGAAGCUGCAGAUGAUACCUGUGUGGUUUUUCCAACAAUAAAUCACUUCCUCAUCAGGUUUGUGUCUCCUCUUGAUUAAUUGUGUUAUAAAACAAACAAGAUGUGUUCGUCUUCUGGAAUCAAAGGUUUCUGUUUCUAAUGUUGGACUGGAAUCUACAGUUCUUCAAUGUGCCCUAUGCAAUGUUUUGUCACAUGUGAAUGUGUGUAUUGCCACUUAAAAAUAAAAAUGUUCCUUGAGUCUCUCCGUUACCUCAAA
This is a messenger RNA of Oreochromis niloticus (Nile tilapia), 4968 nucleotides long. RefSeq names its product F-box only protein 41. The transcript is spliced from 17 exons. Bases 674 to 3151 code for a protein of 825 amino acids. The record is from RefSeq and is a predicted model, not a curated record. NCBI's taxonomy places the organism in Eukaryota, Metazoa, Chordata, Actinopteri, Cichliformes, Cichlidae. Gene Ontology annotation, molecular function: protein binding.